Maudiozyma saulgeensis is the source of this 213-nucleotide messenger RNA. Lineage: Eukaryota; Fungi; Ascomycota; Saccharomycetes; Saccharomycetales; Saccharomycetaceae. The record is from the annotation of a GenBank genome assembly.
AUGAUUGUUCCAGUUAGAUGUUUUUCCUGUGGUAAAGUUGUUGGUGAUAAAUGGGAAAGUUAUUUAAACAUGCUACAAGAAGAUGAAUUAGACGAAGGUACUGCUUUAACUAAAUUAGGAUUAAAAAGAUAUUGUUGUAGAAGAAUGAUUCUUACUCAUGUCGAUCUUAUCGAAAAGUUUUUAAGAUACAAUCCUCUAGAAAAGAGAGAUUAA